AUCAUUUAUUAUACAAACAGAUGUCAAGAAAGACAUACAUAAGCAUCAAAUCAUUUAUCAUUCAUGAAUUUUACUCGAGACAGAGUGUACUUCUUAGGUAAAGAUGUACCCUCUGCUGUUGAUUUUUCUUCUUGCAACACGUGUUUAUGCAAGUGAGGAUAACGCUAUAACGGUAGCUUCAACUACCCAAGAUCAGGAUCAAGAUCAAACAACUGAUCCAACAACUGAAAUUCCUACUAGUCCUAUAACUACAACUGAGGCACCGCUUAUUGCUUGCACAUGUGGAGUAUUUUUAAGUGGAUCAUUCAAAAGAGGAAGUAAGGUACCACCAAGUGAACAUCCAGCUUUACAAUAUGAACAAGCAGAGACGUUUCCGUGUUCAAGUAUUGGAAAUAAAAUGUGUACCAACAAAUGUCUAGAUGUGAUAGUGAAACACUUGCCAAACAGUCCUAAUAUUCUGUGUGGAUCCAUAGACAGAGACUGUCAUAAAGAGCGGGCAUAUUUAUUCAUCAAGAACUGUCAGGACGAUUGGAUAAAUACAAAUCUAUCCGCUGGACGCGAGUACUGCUGUAAAGAUGGAAUUCCUUAUAAAUGUCCCUUUUGAAUCGAAAAAUGCAAACUGGACAAACUGUAUUUUUAUACU
This is a messenger RNA of Trichogramma pretiosum, 643 nucleotides long. It is a transcript of the gene Fcp3C, whose product is annotated as follicle cell protein 3C-1. Bases 104 to 604 code for a protein of 166 amino acids. The transcript has 4 exons. Lineage: Eukaryota; Metazoa; Arthropoda; Insecta; Hymenoptera; Trichogrammatidae. The record is from RefSeq and is a predicted model, not a curated record.